Molecule: messenger RNA, 1361 nt
Organism: Megalobrama amblycephala (Wuchang bream)
Lineage: Eukaryota; Metazoa; Chordata; Actinopteri; Cypriniformes; Xenocyprididae
Gene: decr1
Product: 2,4-dienoyl CoA reductase 1, mitochondrial
Exons: 10
Coding region: 134-1138 (334 amino acids)
Biological process (GO): fatty acid beta-oxidation
Cellular component (GO): mitochondrion
Molecular function (GO): 2,4-dienoyl-CoA reductase (NADPH) activity
Source: RefSeq, a predicted model, not a curated record
GGACUUUAGUUGUAGAGUCAUUUCAGUGCGUCGGAGGCUUUACUGAGUCUGACUUCACUAAUUUGUUUGCAUGAUUUUGACAUUGUUGCAACACGUUUUGUCCCUCUAAAAAGGCAUUUUUUCUUUUGACGUUAUGGCGCUGCUCAGAGGACUGACCGUGUUUAAUAGAGUUUUAACUCCAAACAAGUGUUUAACACCAGCUCGAUUGUUUGGAAAUGGGACAAACACUUUAUACCAGAGUGGUUCUCAAGCUAGAUUCUUCCCACCUUCUGAAAGUGUUAUGCUUCUCCCAGGAACUUACAAAAACAAAGUGGCCUUCAUCACUGGAGGAGGAACAGGACUCGGAAAAGCCAUGACCACUGCUCUGUCUUCACUGGGAGCAGAGUGUGUGAUAGCCAGCAGAAAUCUUGAUGUUUUGAAGAAAACAGCAGAGGAAAUCUCACAACAGACAGGGAACAAGGUCCAUGCCGUCCAGUGUAAUGUUCGAGACCCUGCUUCAGUGGAAGCUGCUGUUGACCAGCUUGUCAAUGAUGUCGGCCUGCCUGAUGUGGUGAUAAACAAUGCCGCUGGAAACUUCAUCUCUCCUUCAGAGAAGCUCUCUCCCAAUGCCUGGAGAACCAUCACUGACAUAGUGUUGAACGGCACUGCUUAUGUCACGCUAGACAUAGGAAAACGCCUUAUCAAAGCUGAGAAAGGUGCUGCUUUUCUGGCCAUCACCACUAUCUAUGCCGAGAGUGGCUCAGGAUUUGUUGUGCCAAGUGCUGCGGCUAAAUCUGGAGUGGAGAAGCUGUGCACGUCUCUGGCAGCAGAGUGGGGCAGAUACGGCAUGAGAUUCAAUGUUAUUCAACCAGGACCAAUCAAAACCAAGGGUGCGUUUAGCAGACUGGAUCCCACUGGCCGGUUUGAGAAGUCGAUGUUCGAGAAGAUACCCGUAGGUCGUCUGGGCUCUCCUGGAGAGAUCGCCAACCUUGCCGCCUACCUCUGCAGCGACUACGCCAGCUGGGUAUCAGGCGCGAUCAUUCGAAUGGAUGGUGGCGAAUAUGUCUCCUCGGCUGGCGAGUUCAAUGGUCUGAAGGAGGUCACAAAGGAGGAAUGGGCCAUGAUGGAAUCAAUGAUCAGAAGCACAAAGGGAUCGUAAACCUCUAAAACUGCUGUAACACUGCACUAAUGACAGUCCUAAUCUCAAUCUCCCAUUGUAACAGAGAACGAUCAAUUGAAAUAUGGUUUGUAGAUUGUAUAAAUUGAGACUUAAGUUGUCCUGGCACAUACAAAUAUUUGUUCUGUGACACGUUUAUUGUGGGCUGUAAGGAAUUGUUGUUUGGAGUAUUAGAGCCAUACUGAAUUAAAAAAUGUUUUUUAAA